AAAGCUGACUAGCAAAAUCUAUUACUAAAAGCUAAUGAGUACAAUUUGCAAACGCUUGUGACCAUAAUGGCAAGGAGUAGGUCAACGACAACAAGCGCUUUCUUCUUCCUCUGCCUUUACUCUUCGUUUUAUCUCACUGCUUCAACAACUCCUCUCUUCCCCAAAGACGCCCUCCCCACCAAAUCUGGCUACCUUCCUGUCAACCACGCCACUGGUUCUGCUAUUUUUUAUGCCUUCUAUGAAGCUCAAACCCCCACUUCCCCUCUCUCCAAAACCCCACUUCUCAUUUGGCUCCAAGGUGGCCCUGGAUGCUCCUCCAUGAUUGGCAACUUGUUUGAGCUCGGACCAUGGCGUGUUGUCUCUUCUCACAUGAAAAACGCUCAUAAUUUGACUCUUGAGCGCAAUCCAGGUUCUUGGAACCGCUUAUUUGGUCUUCUUUUUCUCGAUAAUCCUAUUGGAACAGGGUUUAGCAUUGCAUCGACGCCGCAAGAAAUUCCCAGAGACCAACUUUCUGUUGCCAAGCAUUUGUUUGCUGCUAUCACUGGUUUUACCUCAUUAGAUCCGUUGUUUAAGGAUCGUCCUAUUUAUAUUACUGGUGAGAGUUAUGCAGGAAAGUAUGUUCCUGCAAUCGGGUACUAUAUUUUGAAAAAAAAUCCCCAAUUGCCGGUUUCACGAAGAGUGAACUUCAGGGGCGUCGCUAUAGGUGAUGGGCUAACGGAUCCGGUCACCCAGGUGACAACUCAUGCAGACAAUGCUUACUAUUGUGGUUUAGUCAACGAGAGGCAAAAGGGUGAACUUGAGGAAGCACAAAGGGAGGCUGUUGAGUUGGUUAAGAUGGGGAACUGGAGUGAAGCAACAAAUGCUAGAAGCAAGGUCUUAAGCAGGCUACAAAACAUGACUGGUUUAGCCACAUUGUAUGACUUCACAAAGAAAAUCCCUUACCAGACAGAAUUUGCUGUCAGGUUUCUUAACAUAGCUGAGGUAAAGAGAGCAUUAGGAGUGAAUGAAUCCAUGGUUUUCGAGGAGUGCAGCGAUGUUGUUGGGGAUGUAUUGCAUGAAGAUGUGAUGAAGAGCGUGAAGUACAUGGUGGAGUUCUUGGUGAAGAAUAGCAAGGUACUGUUGUAUCAAGGGCUAUAUGAUUUAAGGGAUGGUGUGGUAUCAACAGAGGCAUGGGUGAAGACCAUGAAAUGGGAAGGGAUUGAGAAGUUCAAGAUGGCUGAUAGAGUGAUUUGGAAAGUAAACGGAGAGCUUGCAGGGUACCUGCAAAAAUGGGGGAGCUUGACCAAUGUUGUAGUUUCAGGAGCAGGCCAUCUUUUGCCUGCUGACCAAGCUUUGAAUUCUCAGGCUAUGACUGAGGAUUGGGUUUUGGAGAAGGGCCAAUUUGGUGGAAAGCAAAGAGGAUCAUCGACAAAAUUCAGGGCAACACUCUAAAAUGUUAUUGCUCUUAAACUUGUUCUUUAUCUAAUUUUCAGGGAAAAUUCUGGAUUACUGCUUUGCUUUACUCUACUCAGCUGCUGUGGUUUGAGGAUUGAGAAUCAAGAUAAAAGAAAUGGAGAAGGGAAACAGGCAAGUAGUUGUUUCAACAUUGCAAUUCGCUUGCACCGACGAUGUGCCCACCAAUCUCGCCACUGCCGAAAGGCUGGUUAGGGCUGCUCAUGCAAAGGGAGCAAAUAUCAUUCUUAUUCAGAGACUUGGUACAGAAAACCAGAGAACUGCUGCUACCAAUGGGACAUUGAGAUAGGAACUUGCUGCUGCACAGCAUGAGUUGCAGAUCUUGCAUGCUCAGAUAGGAGCUGUAACAUCUGAAAGAGAACAACAAAUGAGGAGCCUUACGGAUAAAAUAGCUAAGAUGGAAGCAGAACUGCAAGCAGCUGAGCCUGUUAAGGUAGAGUUGCAGCAGGCACACUCUGAUGCUCAGAAUUUGGUGCUCUCUUUAUGUUAUAAGCUGGACAUUGUUAUAAUAGAAUGUUCUUUCAAUUUUAAAACUGUAUGAGCAAAAUGAAAUGGACUAGGAGUCUAGGAUACUGCAAAUGAGUAAUCACUUUGAUAAUAAGUAUUCUUUAAUGAAAUCUUCUACAUAUUCAUUAAUGUUUUUUGUCAUUGAGUUUAAGUGGAUUAUAGGUUAAUUGUAUUUAUUGUUCUAGAGGCUACACUAGGUAUCAACUUUAGCACGAUGACUUGUUUAAUUAUUGGUUAUAUUCUUAUUUCUUUUAA
This is a messenger RNA of Gossypium raimondii (Peruvian cotton), 2214 nucleotides long. RefSeq names its product serine carboxypeptidase-like 50. Bases 67 to 1431 code for a protein of 454 amino acids. Gene Ontology annotation, biological process: proteolysis. The record is from RefSeq and is a predicted model, not a curated record. Gene Ontology annotation, molecular function: serine-type carboxypeptidase activity. The transcript is spliced from 4 exons. Lineage: Eukaryota; Viridiplantae; Streptophyta; Magnoliopsida; Malvales; Malvaceae.